AUGGAGCCUCAAAAUACCCAGCCCGCAUCUACCCAGCCUACGCCAACCGAAACAGGUGUCACUACUACCAGUGGGGUCCCCAUUGAGUCGGUUAUAGAGAGCCAUAUUGCCAGCCCUGAUGUCUCGCGCUCAGCAGAGAAGCCCAACCUUACUCAUACACCAGACAAUGUGAUUCCGGAAACUGCACCGGCCUACAGCUCUGCCUCAGUGGAAAAGCCAGUGCGGAUCGAACCCGUGCCUCAAGUUGCUAAAGUAACACCACUACACCUCCUCAGGGAACAGCCCGUAUGGAUCGACUGCCCCUUCUGUGAGCGAAGAGCAAUGACCCGAGUGGGUCACGAAGGAUCUAGUGCUACCAUGCUAGCCUCCCUCGUCUGCUGUCUGAUUUGCAUCUGUCUCGUCUGUGUUCCAAGUUUAACGGGCAUGUAUCAAGACACAAGUCACUACUGCACCAACUGUGGCAAAAAAGUCGCUCAUAAGCCGCAUGACGGUCAAACACAGCCGAUCGGGCCUAUGCCUAUCGGGGAUGUUCCUUCAAGACGCCCUCUUGCCUAA
Messenger RNA from Penicillium pulvis, 555 nucleotides. RefSeq names its product LITAF-like zinc ribbon domain-containing protein. Gene Ontology annotation, molecular function: zinc ion binding. The transcript has 3 exons. Lineage: Eukaryota; Fungi; Ascomycota; Eurotiomycetes; Eurotiales; Aspergillaceae. The coding region runs from base 1 to 555 and encodes 184 amino acids. The record is from RefSeq and is a predicted model, not a curated record.